AUGUGCACAAAAGAUCAAGAGUCUUUAAGAGUUAAGUUCAAUUCAGCUUAUUACCUCACAAAGCACGAGAAACCUUUCACUGAUUUUCCAGAACUGUUCGCAGCCGCGAAAUUUGUUAAUGUCAUAGGACAGAUAACCAGAGAAAGUCUAAACGCUGACUUAGCAAAGGCUUGUUAUUACUCCAUUCUGAACGACGGCAGCACUGAUGUGAGCACGACUGAACAGGAAUUGGUAUAUGUUUUAUUCCUCCAAGAUGGAACACCAGUAAUCAAAUUUAUGGGAGUUGAAUCACCAGCGCAAGCUGAUGCUGAAAGGAUUACAAACUGCCAUCGAGACCUUCUUUAG
Molecule: messenger RNA, 345 nt
Organism: Paramuricea clavata
Lineage: Eukaryota; Metazoa; Cnidaria; Anthozoa; Malacalcyonacea; Plexauridae
Source: the annotation of a GenBank genome assembly